AUGGAUCACACCGCCCGGCUAUCCAACGAACCAGAUUUUGUGCUCCAGACGGUCACCCCAACAAUCCCGUUGGUCUUGACGACGACUCUUUCAGAAACCCUUCUCGACAAGAAAAUGACGACCGAUCCUACGAAGUCGUCUCCGCCCGUUGAAGCAACUGCGAAUCAACUCGAGAACCCACAGAACGAGGGAGAGCAGCAGACUACGGCCCACAUGCAAGGAUGGGCUCUUGCUUCUCUGACCAUUGCCUUCAUGGCUAUUUGCUUCGUUCUGGCACUGGAUAAUACUAUCUUGGCGACCGCGAUACCUCAGAUCACAAGCGACUUCCACAGCCUAAACGAUAUCGGCUGGUAUGGAUCCUCUUAUCUGAUAGCUCAAAUGGCAAUGUUACCGACCUGCGGCCGACUUUAUGCGUUUUACAACAUAAAAUGGGUGUACUGCACGUCCCUUGUCGUCUUCGAACUCGCCUCGGUCAUCUCAGCCGUCGCGCCAAAUUCAAUAACCCUCAUAGUGGGAAGAGCCAUUUCUGGCGUAGGCGCUGCCGGGCUGGUGAGUGGGACUACCACUAUACUGUCUUACUGCGUCCCCUUGAAGAAGCAGGCAAAGUUGUCACCGGUUAUCUUGGGUCUGUACAGCACCGGAUCGGCGAUAGGGCCGCUUGUUGGUGGCGCCAUAACUGAUAGCAAGACUCUUACAUGGCGAUUCAUCUUUUGGCUCAACCUCCCCUUUGGAGCUGUCGGACUAGCUCUGAUAUGGUUCAGCUUGAGGAACCCUCCACCUGCUGUCAAGGAAGGAUUGCCGUGGCAGGAUAAGUUACGCCAACUCGACAUGCUCGGCGCUCUUAUACUUCUUGGUGCAACAUCAUGUCUGAACCUGGCUUUACAGUGGGGAGGAAUUGUUCAUCCGUGGUCAGACCCGAAAGUCUUUGGCUGCCUCAUCGGAUUCGGCUUGCUGCUGCUUUGUUUCGUGGGUUUGCAAGCUCGGGGCAAAGAGACCGCCACUGUUCCUCUCCGUAUAUUGCGGGGCCGAACCGUCGUGGCAUCAUGUGGGUUCAUGAUGCUCGUACAAGUGGCCAUCGUGCUCAACUCAUACUACUGGCCAAUCUAUUUCCAUCUUGGCACAAUCUGUGCUGGAUGGAUUUCGUCGCGGUUUGGACACUAUGUUCCUUUAAUGUGGAUUGGUGCCCCAAUUCAGGCUAUCGGAGGCGGCCUCUACCAGCUUAUAAAUCCUCACAGUCCACGCGGUCAAUGGAUCGGAACCCAAAUCGCAUCCGGAGUCGGUUACGGCAUGUGUAGCCAAAUGCCAAUCCUUGCUGUUCAGGUGGUCCUCAAGAAGGCAGAUAUGUCAACGGGCCUCGUGAUCAUUAUGUUCUUCCAGAUGCUGGGCGGGGCUUUGGCUCCUAGUAUCGGGCAGAAUCUAUUCACAGAUGCAUUACUACCGCGUCUUACUCGGGUUGAUGGAAUCGAUGCUGCGGCUGUGGUGGAAGUUGGUGCAGGGGAAUUCAGGAAGAUUGUUCCCCCGCAGGUCCUGGAUGCUGUCGUUGAGGCGUUCAAUUCUGCCUUGAAGAACGUUUUUUUGGGUUGCUCUUGCUACCCCAGCCCUAGCUUGGUUGCCGAAGAAUUCAGUCUAGACUCGGGAUAUGUGUCUGAAAGCCCCGUUGGCAAGUUGGGUACCCUGAGGAUGAUCCAUAACGAUGAAUCCCCACCAUUGACGGCCGCAGUAGGGGUACUUUUUGAGGAUGGAUUUGUAAGACGAAACCCAUCCGCCCCAGCCACCUAUCACCCAAGCCAAGAAUGCAAAUCUAUCGUGAAUAGCCAGUCAGAAGGGUACUGCGUCAUGGGAGCCAAAGAUCCUGGUUACACGAUGGAGGACCCGGAUAAUGUGUGGAUGAAUUACACGGUGAACGAUGACUCUGUGGAGGUUUGUUUUGUCAGUCCAAGGAAGGGUGCGGAAAGAUUUCAGGCUGCCUUGGAUCGCGCAUCAGACAUCAUCGUAAUCAUGAUGUUCUUGUACAAAAUGAACCAUGAUGUAAUAAUGUGCAAGAUGUUUGAUACUGAGAUGCUUAGCCCUAAGAGACAAUGCUAUUGGCGCCGCAACCCCACUGCCGCCGACAGAGUCAUUUAG
Messenger RNA from Colletotrichum lupini, 2124 nucleotides. Its product is annotated as MFS transporter. Gene Ontology annotation, molecular function: transmembrane transporter activity. The coding region runs from base 1 to 2124 and encodes 707 amino acids. The transcript is spliced from 13 exons. Gene Ontology annotation, biological process: transmembrane transport. NCBI's taxonomy places the organism in Eukaryota, Fungi, Ascomycota, Sordariomycetes, Glomerellales, Glomerellaceae. The record is from RefSeq and is a predicted model, not a curated record.